AGCACGAAGGCCCGACGCUUCGUCGCCUUUACAUACUUGUGGUGGAUCUCAUCAUUGACGUGCAUAUCUUUGAUGAAAGCAUUGGCGUACCAACCGGAGGCGACGACGAUGACGAUGACUAUGCGGGUCUUCCAAUUCCCAUCAAGAGACAAUAAAGCAGGAGCAGGAUCAUUGCUAAUUCUUUUCUGAAGUAAAUAUUACCGUCAUCUUCUCUUUCUUCUCUUACAAAUAUGAGUCGUUUGUUCGUCCAAGUACUGCCACUGCACAAUAUCAGCUUCGUCCUUCCUUCUUCUCUCAAGUUUCACACAGGUUAUAAAAACUCUUCAAAUGAGGCUGCUGCCGGAUUCACCACUACUGCUGUGCGUUGUGCUCGUCUUCACUGCGAUUCCAUCUGAGCAAGAUUCUUCUGGUGUGCUCGGAACAAGCCAAAGCCAAGCAGGUGGCAGCAACGCUCUUCCCGCCGCCGGUUGCCCUAGAAGCUGUGGCAACCUCACCUUCGACUACCCAUUCGGCAUCGGCUCCAACUGUUCUAGGUCUCCCGCCUUCAGCCUCACCUGCGACAGCACCACGCAAACCCCCAGGCUCUACUUUGAGGACGACAGCAUCACGGAGGUCGUUGCUUAUGGAAGCACCUGGUUGCAGAUCAGCCUUUCCCAGGCCAUUCCCAUCAUGCAUGGUGGUGUCGUCAGCACUUACAACAUGUCGUGGAAGUCUUCUGGAAGCGGCUUCACCCUAUUCUAUGCGAACCUGAACAUCACAGGCUGCGACUUCGAUAUAUACCAACUGCAGGAUAGGCAUGCGUCGUCCGUGAAGCUCUGCACAGUCACCUGUCCUGAUGCAGGGAUCACGGACAAGGUGGCCAGGCAGAACUGCAAUGGAACAGGGUGUUGCUCCGUCAACUUGGAUGUUCUUGAAGCCUUCCAGCUACAGUUUGUCCUCCGCAGCCACGGCAGAGCUCGACUUGGCACGCACACUAGCCGAAGCUCCCUAUGGGAUAGCAUCAAUGUAACUUCCACCGAUGCAGAAAUCCUGUGGAGUAUUGUGGAUCAACCGACGUGCGCCAGCGCCAUGGAUGACAGUGCAAACUAUGCCUGUGUAAGUAACCAUAGCAACUGCUAUGAUGGCUUGGGUGGGAGAUUAGAUCUUGGAUAUAUCUGCAGAUGCGAUGGUGGUUAUAGGGGCAAUCCAUAUGUACCCAAUGGCUGCUCACGGGAUAAAGGAUAUAAUCCUAAGGAACAAAAGGAGAACUGCCAGCGAUCAUGCGGUAACAUCAGUGUCCCGUUCCCUUUUGGCUUAGAAGAAGGUUGCUUCGCAAGAAGGCUAUUUCAGCUCAACUGCACAAAUACAGCGUCUUCCAGUCUCCAGUUCGAUGACGAACAUCAAGUGACACGCAUACAUAUCAAUGAGGGGCUUGUGGACAUUAAAUACACCCCACUUUACGAACAGGAGAUGUUUAGGGUGUAUGUAUCUAAUGAACCUGGCCUGUACAUUGGCUCUGGGGAAUCGUCCUCUGUGCAAUGGGCUGUUGCCAAUCUGACCUGCCACGAAGCAAUGCAGAACAAGUCGGGAUAUGCAUGUGUAAGCAUCAGUAGCACAUGUUUGGGUGUCAACUCAACAGAUGAUUACAUUGGCUAUCGAUGCAAAUGUCUGCACGGAUUUCAGGGGAAUCCAUACAUACACAAUGGAUGCCAAGCUUUACCAAUUAAUGGGGAAAGUACGAAAAAGCAAAAUCUUCUAUUAGGUAUUGUGAUUGGGCUUAGCAGUGGCAUCGGGAUUUUACUUCUCGGCUUAUGUGCAACAGUGCUUCUUCGCAAAUGGAAAAGGGACAUCAAAAAGCAGCAACGAAAAAAAUAUUUUCAGAAAAAUAAAGGCCUUCUCUUGGAACAACUGAUAUCAUCCGAUGAAAAUGCAAGUGAAAAAACAAAGAUUUUCACUUUGGAAGACCUGGAAAAGGCAACAAACAAUUUUGAUCCUACACGAAUCAUUGGCCAUGGAGGCCAUGGCAUGGUGUAUAAGGGUAUCUUAUCUGACCAGCGUGUGGUGGCAAUAAAAAGGUCUAAGAACAUUGAGGAAGGUGAGAUCAGUCAAUUCAUUAAUGAGGUAGCAAUUCUCUCUCAAAUAAAUCAUAGAAAUAUAGUGAAGCUUUUUGGGUGUUGUCUUGAAACUGAGGUCCCACUGUUGGUGUAUGACUUCAUUUCAAAUGGAUCAUUGUUCGAAAUUCUACAUUCUAGUUCAAGCAGUGGUUUCUCAUUGUCAUGGGAUGACUGCUUAAGAAUAGCUGCAGAAGCUGCAGGGGCUCUCUAUUAUCUACACUCAGCAGCUUCAGUAUCAAUCUUCCAUCGAGAUGUGAAGUCCUCUAACAUACUACUAGAUUCAAACUAUACUGCAAAAGUUUCAGAUUUUGGUGCUUCUAGAUUGGUUCCUAUUGACCAAACUCAUGUUGUCACAAAUAUCCAAGGUACAUUUGGGUACUUAGACCCAGAGUAUUACCAUACUGGACAGCUAAAUGAUAAGAGUGAUGUAUAUAGUUUCGGUGUUGUGCUUGUGGAACUACUCCUGAGAAGGGAGCCUAUCAUUACAAGUGAGACAGGGUCAAAGCAGAACUUAUCUAAUUACUUUCUUUGGGAGAUGAAGACAAGGCCAACAAAAGAGAUAGUGGCUACUCAGGUUUGUGAGGAAGCAACCGAGGAAGAGAUUAAUAGCAUUGCCUCGCUUGCAGAGAUGUGUUUGAGACUCAACAGUGGGGAGAGACCUACUAUGAAGCAAGUCGAGAUGAAUUUGCAGCUCUUGAGAACAAAACGGUCAAAUUCAUGCCAUGUUGUUCAAGAUAAUGCUGAAGAGAUACAACCAUUGCUUUGUACAGGAGCUGAAUCUAGAUACGAGACGUUUUCUAUUACCUUGGGUGGUAGUUCUAAUGCAGAGUCUCAAUACAGCCAAAGAUUCAAUAGCUUGGAGCACGAUUUUAAAUCAUCUCUUGGGACGCCACACUAAGGGCCUCUUUGAAGUGUCUGAAUUCCACUACAACAUAAAGAGCAAAAGAAGCUUUUAUGAGGUGGAUAUUUAUUUUCCUGCAACUGCAAGUCCUACCAAAAUACUGUGUUGUAACCAGGCAUGAACCUGAACAUCUUAAUGUGAUCUAUCUUUCUAUCCGCAGAAUAUCAUGAACAGUCCUUUACUCUCUUGUUUUUUUUCUACAUUAUUAUCAUACAGAAGUAUGUUGUACUUAUUUCCCUGCAAAUUGGACUCACUAUUAUGUAUUGUUUGUAACUGGAUUCUUGAAGUUCAUACAUCAGAUGUACACAUCUAAAUUUUUAUAUCACCUUGGAACUAGAUAAAUUAAA
Messenger RNA from Zea mays, 3341 nucleotides. RefSeq lists its product as uncharacterized. Gene Ontology annotation, cellular component: plasma membrane. Gene Ontology annotation, biological process: protein phosphorylation; cell surface receptor signaling pathway. NCBI's taxonomy places the organism in Eukaryota, Viridiplantae, Streptophyta, Magnoliopsida, Poales, Poaceae. The record is from RefSeq and is a predicted model, not a curated record. Gene Ontology annotation, molecular function: ATP binding; polysaccharide binding; protein serine/threonine kinase activity. The coding region runs from base 328 to 2991 and encodes 887 amino acids. The transcript has 4 exons.